AUGGCGCCUGGCACACAACGGUGCUUAAUGAAUGUUUAUGGAUUAUCGAUUGGCAGAGGAGGCUGGCGGAGGCGGGGGAGGGGAGGAGGGGAGACAAGAGACGCUGACCGUAGACAUGUAGGAGAUCCACAGAGAGGGAUGAAGGGCGGAUCUAGCAGCUCAGGGGACCAGGAGAGGCCUCCUGCAGAUGGGGAGCUGAAGCUGCCUUCGGUGCCUCUCUACAACAUCACCUACUACCGUACUCGAGGUGACUCGCAUUCCCAGCACCGGGGGCGGCAGGGUUCGGUGACCCUGGAGAGGAGCCCACCUCCCCGGCGAUAUGAGGCCAUUCGAAUGCUCCUGGCUGACCAGGGCCAGGACUGGCACGAAGACCCACUGCUCCAUGACCUCUGUGAGGAGGGGGAAUUCAAGACCCUCAGUUUCUCCGAGCAGUUCCCCAAAUUCACGGACGGAGCCUUCACCUUGUACCAGAGCAACGCCAUCCUGAGAUACCUGGGGCGCAAACAUGGGCUCUAUGGGAAGGAUGAUCAAGAAUGUGCUCUCUUGGACAUGGCCAAUGAUGGGGUGGAGGAGCUCUGGCUCAAGUACCUUGAUCUCAUCUACCACCAUUUUGAGCAGUGCAAGAACCAGUAUGUGAAGGACCUGCCCACUCAGCUGCAGCCUUUGGAAACCCUGCUGAAGCAGAACCAGGGAGGCAAGGCCUUUAUUGUGGGGGACCAGAUCUCUUUUGUGGAUUACAACCUGCUGGACCUGCUGCUGAUUCACCAGACACUGGCCCCGGGCUGCCUGGACACCUUCCCCUUACUGUCUGCCUAUGUAGCUCGGCUGUCCUCCCGCCCCAACCUCCAGGCCUUCCUGGCCUCACCCCAGCACACUGGUCUCCCCAUCAAUGGCAAUGGCAAACAGUGAGGGCUCAGGCCUGACCCUUGUCUUGCAAUAAAGGCUUUCAG
Vombatus ursinus (common wombat) is the source of this 950-nucleotide messenger RNA. Its product is annotated as glutathione S-transferase P-like. NCBI's taxonomy places the organism in Eukaryota, Metazoa, Chordata, Mammalia, Diprotodontia, Vombatidae. Gene Ontology annotation, biological process: glutathione metabolic process. The transcript is spliced from 8 exons. The coding region runs from base 1 to 909 and encodes 302 amino acids. The record is from RefSeq and is a predicted model, not a curated record. Gene Ontology annotation, molecular function: glutathione transferase activity. Gene Ontology annotation, cellular component: cytosol.